AACCCCAACCUCGGAACAAAAACCGCGUAGUAUUUGUCGUAACCAGGAGCAUCCGAGUCAUUAAUUUACACCCAAACACAAAAAAUUAGCAGCACGCAGCCGCCUUCCCAAUCCUCUCCUCUUCUCCAAGCGGCAAUUCGCGCGAGGUUUUCUCCGAUCAAACCCUCGAAUCCCCCCCUCGCGAAUCCAUCGGAGGGUAGCCCCGCGAUCCGCGUCGGCGAGAGCGGAUUCCGAUUCCGCGAUGGAGCGGGUGUUCUCCGUGGAGGAGAUCUCCGACCCAUUCUGGGUCCCGCCUCCGCCGCCGCAGUCGGCGGCGGCGGCCCAGCAGCAGGGCGGCGGCGGCGUGGCUUCGGGAGGUGGUGGUGGUGUAGCGGGGGGCGGCGGCGGCGGGAACGCGAUGAACCGGUGCCCGUCGGAGUGGUACUUCCAGAAGUUUCUGGAGGAGGCGGUGCUCGAUAGCCCCGUCCCGAACCCUAGCCCGAGGGCCGAAGCGGGAGGGAUCAGGGGCGCAGGAGGGGUGGUGCCGGUCGAUGUUAAGCAGCCGCAGCUCUCGGCGGCGGCGGCGGCGGCGGCGACGACGAGCGCGGUGGUGGACCCCGUGGAGUACAACGCGAUGCUGAAGCAGAAGCUGGAGAAGGACCUCGCCGCGGUCGCCAUGUGGAGGGCCUCUGGCACAGUUCCACCUGAGCGUCCUGGAGCUGGUUCAUCCUUGCUGAAUGCAGAUGUUUCACACAUAGGCGCUCCUAAUUCCAUCGGAGGCAAUGCUACUCCAGUUCAAAACAUGCUAAGUGGCCCAAGUGGGGGAUCGGGCUCACAGUUGGUACAGAAUGUUGAUGUCCUUGUAAAGCAGCCCACCAGCUCUUCAUCAAGGGAGCAGUCAGAUGAUGAUGACAUGGAGGGAGAAGCUGAGACCACUGGAACUGCAAGACCUGCUGAUCAAAGAUUACAACGAAGGAAGCAAUCCAAUCGGGAGUCAGCCAGGCGCUCAAGAAGCAGAAAGGCAGCUCACUUGAAUGAGCUGGAGGCACAGGUAUCGCAAUUAAGAGUCGAGAACUCCUCGCUGUUAAGGCGUCUUGCUGAUGUUAACCAGAAGUACAAUGAUGCUGCUGUUGACAAUAGAGUGCUAAAAGCAGAUGUUGAGACCUUGAGAGCAAAGGUGAAGAUGGCAGAGGACUCGGUGAAGCGGGUGACAGGCAUGAACGCGUUGUUUCCCGCCGCUUCUGAUAUGUCAUCCCUCAGCAUGCCAUUCAACAGCUCCCCAUCUGAAGCAACGUCAGACGCUGCUGUUCCCAUCCAAGAUGACCCGAACAAUUACUUCGCUACUAACAACGACAUCGGAGGUAACAACAACUACAUGCCCGACAUACCUUCUUCGGCUCAGGAGGACGAGGACUUCGUCAAUGGCGCUCUGGCUGCCGGCAAGAUUGGCCGGACAGCCUCGCUGCAGCGGGUGGCGAGCCUGGAGCAUCUCCAGAAGAGGAUGUGCGGUGGGCCGGCUUCGUCUGGGUCGACGUCCUGAGACCGAAACCCAGAGCUGCUUCGGUUCUGAAAGACACUGCGAGCAGGAAAUGAUGAUUGGACAGGCGUAGACAUUGCUAAUGCUGUGAGGUUGAUGAUUGUUGGUCGUCGUCGUCGUCAUUGUGCAUUCUUUGUAAGGGACACCUCUUAGUACCCUCUUCUUCUAAGGGACUUAGUACCCCUUGUGGAUCUCAUCGUCCUAAAUACUAUACACAUUAGCCAAAUGUUCAUUGGUGUGAUGGCGUCGUCCCUAAUUUGAACGACUGAUUUCAGGCAGCUGCUAUGCUAUCAUUCAAUAAUACUUUGAUCGAUGCUUCCUUUUG
Messenger RNA from Oryza sativa Japonica Group (Japanese rice), 1841 nucleotides. Its product is annotated as bZIP transcription factor RISBZ2-like. Gene Ontology annotation, molecular function: DNA-binding transcription factor activity. Lineage: Eukaryota; Viridiplantae; Streptophyta; Magnoliopsida; Poales; Poaceae. Gene Ontology annotation, biological process: regulation of DNA-templated transcription. The record is from RefSeq and is a predicted model, not a curated record.